Messenger RNA from Acanthocheilonema viteae, 792 nucleotides. The record is from the annotation of a GenBank genome assembly. Lineage: Eukaryota; Metazoa; Nematoda; Chromadorea; Rhabditida; Onchocercidae.
AUGACUGAUAGUAACACGACGGAAGUCGGAGAUGUACAACACGAAGAACCUGUCAGGGCCAGUGAUCAAACGAUGACCAAACUUGCAGCGAAAUCAGUAAGGGGGAAAUCGGAAACUGUACGAAUUACUAAUGAAAGCUUUGAAGAUGAUCCUGCAGAAGUGGAUGAAAUGGAAAUGAGCAAAAUCAACGAUGAUAUGGUUAAAAAAUUGCUCACCUGUGAUAAAAAUGGGCAGAAAAAUGAUGAAAAUGAAGUUGAAGAUAGUCUACCGAAAACACAAGAAGAACUUGAGGAGGCAAAACUGCUACAAGAAAUCGCUAAGAGGCCUUUGGAAUCGUUCAAAAACAUGAAAGAUGUACCGGAUGCUAUUGCAAAAACUUAUUAUAAGGACAUCACUCGUCGUUGGAAGGAAUCAGAAGCCCGCAUCAAACAAACUGAAGAUUUGCUCUCUCAUGUGAAAUACGACGAUCGCUCAUUGGAGGAAGAUCGUCUGGAGAUUCUUGGUGAAUUACUAGAUAAGGCAACUCAGUCAUUCGAAAUUUUUGAAGAGCACGAAAACCGCAACGUGCCAUAUGGUCAUCGAAUUGUUCUGGAAACAAAAUUGCUGAUGGUUUUUAAUAAUGCUGUUAAUCUUAUUUAUAAAAUUAUCGGUGAAUUUGAUAAACUGAAAGGGGACCAGAUUGGUGUAAAUGAUGAAAGAGAUCAACUUCGUUAUGAAAUCCGUUAUUGUGAUGCGGUCUACACCGAAGUGCAUGAACGUUUCUUGAAAUCUUACUUGGAAAUGGAGUGGUGA